Chanos chanos (milkfish) is the source of this 1858-nucleotide messenger RNA. RefSeq names its product ssu-2 homolog, related sequence 1 (gene ssuh2rs1). The transcript has 13 exons. The record is from RefSeq and is a predicted model, not a curated record. The coding region runs from base 112 to 1284 and encodes 390 amino acids. Lineage: Eukaryota; Metazoa; Chordata; Actinopteri; Gonorynchiformes; Chanidae.
AGUUAAUAAUUUCUAAAACGUAGCGCUAGUCACAUGAUUUAGGGGGAUACCGAUAAGUUUUCGCACUUCACAGACACAGUUAUCUAGCAUUUUCUCUUCCUUCUGAUCGAUAUGGAGCGGACACCGAUACUGAGCGGUGGAUCCUCCUAUGGCACGGUCAAUCCUGGAUACAUACCAACGGCAGCGGCGGGCCCAGCAAUGUCCGCUGCGCCCAUUCCACACACCCACGGUCCGUCCGCGCCUCCAUCUGAUAUGUUCGACACUGUACCGGGCUACGAGGGCACCGUGUCCGGCGGAGGAGAUGGCUACCUUCCUCCUCCUAUGCCCACUGUGCCAAUGCCAGCCCCAGAGAGCCGGCCUGCCCACCCAGACUGGCAUAUCCCAUCCAUAACUGAAGAGACGGCGCGUGAGGCCUUUAUCAUGUUUGCUUCAAACAAGUGCUGUUACAGUACUGGUCCAGCUCGAAAUGGAGUCAUUACCAACAUGGCGGCCUACAACACUUACAGGUAUCGUUUGGAGACUUUCACAGAGUCCCGAUCCACCGAGUGGAGCCACGAGCCCUAUAAAGGGCAGCCCGUUGACGCUUACCAACAGCCGGCUCCCGGCCCUUGGGACAUCGCAGCCCAGCCUCCCAGCUUCUUCAGUGAACACACUCAGCAAAUACGAGUACCCUACACUUCCUCAGUGAAGGGCUGUCACGCUUGUCUGGGGAUGGGAAGGAUGCCAUGUAAGGACUGUGCUGGAGCUGGAAAUAAAGUCUGUUGGGUGUGUAACGGCUCUGGCUAUCGCCACAGUGACGACCGCUGUAGCCACUGCAACGGCAGGGGCCGUGAGAACUGCAGUCGCUGUAGUGGCCAAGGCUCACGGCUGUGUGACACUUGUAGGGGGCAGAGACAGUUACUUGUCUUCAUAAACCUCAAGAUCAAAUGGACUAAUAAUCAGGACAGUUAUGUGGUGGAGCAAUCAAGUGGUCUGCGGGUGGAAAACUUAAGUAAAGUGACCGGGAAAGAGCUUUUCAGGGAUGCCCAGUACCUGGUGUAUCCACUCUCAGGCUUUCCUGAUCCCGCCGUGGCGCGAGCGUCUGAGCAGCUGAUCAGAGAGCACCAAGGGAAAUACUCUCUCACUUCCCGUAUCCUACAACAGCGUCAGACCAUAGAACUGAUUCCCAUCACCAAGGUGGACUAUAUGUGGAAGGGGAAGUCGCACGUUUUCUUCGUGUAUGGGAAUGAAUUCCAAGUGAAUGCCGACGACUACCCUGCAACCUGCUGCUGCUCCGUGAUGUAGCUCUGAGUUGAGAGACACUGACGAUAGAGCCAAGUCAGCACCCCACAGCUCUACAGUGCUCAGUGCUGCCUCUACUGUUUGUUUGUUUUUUUGUUUUUUUAUAUCACUGACGGAAAAACAGAAGAGUCUGACAAAAAAAAAAAAAAAGGGAAUAUGAUCAUGUGGUGAACCCUCACGUGUUAAAUCAUAAAUGAAUCAUUCCAGUGUUAUCUAAAUUUGCAGAGUGUUGUGUGCGCGCCUGUUGUUAUGUGGCCCUUAUAAAAUGAUGUUGAUGACUUGAAUGUUAUAGUGAUUGAAUGCAUAUCUGACGUAAUGUUGUUUGGCUUGUUUGUGUUGUAUCGUAGUCAUGAGAUAUAAGGCUUGGUCUGUGAGUAUUUGUGCUAAAGGCAUUUUGGACCUGUAUGAGGUCAGCUUACCUUGGAGAUGAGAGUACCUUUAACACAAACACACUUAUUUUAAACUUCAGGCUGAUUCUGACUAUUGUCCUUUGCUUUCUGUCCUGUUUUGAUGUUUGUAUAUGACAUUUUGAGAAUCUGGUUGUAAUAUAUUUGUUAUAUUUGUGGGUUUUUUUUUC